This is a messenger RNA of Hibiscus syriacus, 1222 nucleotides long. RefSeq names its product nicotinate N-methyltransferase 1. The transcript is spliced from 4 exons. The record is from RefSeq and is a predicted model, not a curated record. The coding region runs from base 40 to 1131 and encodes 363 amino acids. NCBI's taxonomy places the organism in Eukaryota, Viridiplantae, Streptophyta, Magnoliopsida, Malvales, Malvaceae. Gene Ontology annotation, molecular function: S-adenosylmethionine-dependent methyltransferase activity; protein dimerization activity; O-methyltransferase activity. Gene Ontology annotation, biological process: methylation.
AUCUCUUAUCCAUUUCAUCAAACCAGCGGCAGCAAAUCCAUGAUGGAGAACGCCGAGGCAGCAGCAGCAGCAGCAGCAGAGCGCAGUAACAAGGCAAGGCUAGCCAUUAUGGAAUUGGCUAACAUGAUAAGCGUCCCCAUGUCUCUCCACGCCAUCGUCCGCCUAAACGUACCCGACGCUAUCUGGCAAGACGGCGCCAACACCCCGCUCUCCGCCGCCCAGAUUCUCUCGCAUGUACUCCCUUCCGGAAGCGGCGGAGAUCCCGAAAACCUCCAGCGUAUCCUACGCAUGCUCACCAGCUACGGCGUUUUCGACGAACUUCUCGAUAACAGCGGUGAAAGAAAAUACUCCCUCACCGAGAUCGGGAAAACACUUGUAACCGACGCGGAGGGUCUAUCUUAUGCACCCUACGUGCUCCAGCACCACCAGGAUGCUUUGGUGAGAGCGUGGCCGUUGGUGCACGAAGCGGUUUUGAAUCCGACAUCGGAGCCGUUCGUGAAGGCGAACGGCGAGGGAGCUUAUAGCUACUAUGGGAAGAAACCGGAAAUGAAUGGGCUGAUGCAAAAGGCGAUGUCGGGAGUUUCGGUGCCGUUCAUGAGAGCUAUAUUGAACAGCUACGAUGGGUUCAAAGGAGUGAAGAAAUUGGUCGAUGUGGGAGGCAGCGCAGGGGAUUGCCUCAGAAUGAUUCUUCAUAAACACCCCCAGGUUGUUGAAGGAAUCAAUUUUGAUCUGCCUGAGGUUGUUGCCAAAGCACCCAUCAUUCCGGGUGUGACCCACGUUGGAGGUGACAUGUUUGAGUCGAUUCCAGCGGGUGAUGCAAUCUUCAUGAAGUGGGUUUUGACAACAUGGACUGAUGAUGAAUGUAAGGCGAUAAUGGACAACUGUUACAAGGCACUCCCCGUAGGAGGGAAACUGAUAGCAUGUGAGCCGGUUUUACCGAAGGAAUCGGACGACAGUCAUCGGAGUCGGGCGCUCCUGGAAGGCGACCUUUUCGUAAUGACCAUUUACAGGGCCAAGGGAAAGCAUAGGACUGAAGAUGAAUUCAAGCAGCUUGGACUGGCCGCCGGUUUCCCUCAUUUUCAAGCAUUCUAUAUUGAUUACUUCUAUACGGUCUUAGAAUUUCAAAAAUAGAAUAAUAGUAGUAGUAAUAAGAAAUAAGAACCUCAUUUGCUGGUCUUAUUUUGUUUGUUAAUUUUCAUUUCUUAAUUUAUGACUUGGUUAA